AUGGCUGGCGAGGCCAGAGCCGUUGGGGAUGCCCUGCGCCACCUCCUGCGGCUGCACCGCACCGAGAUCGCCGUGGCUGUGGACAGCGCCUUCCCGCUGCUGCACGCACUGGCUGACCACGGUGUGGUUCCCGAGAACAAGUUCCAGGAGACCCUUCGCCUGCAGGAGAAGGAGGGCUGCCCUCAGGCCUUCCAUGCCCUUCUGUCCUGGCUCCUGACCCAGGAUGGAGGGGCCGUCCUCGACUUCUGGAAGGUUCUCUUCAAGGAUUUCAACCUAGAGCGCUACAGCCGGCUGCAGCCUAUCCUGGACAGCUUUCCCAGAGAUGUGGACCUCAGCCAGCCCAGGAGGGGCCGGAAGCCCCCCGCCACCAGCCCCAAGGCCUCGGCCUUGCCUCCCCGACCCCCCACCAAGAGGAAGGUCCCGGAGGAGCCGCGAGCUGUCUCGCCCGCAGCCCCCACCCCAAGGGGCACCUCCAGCCCAGGUUCCCAGCCAAAAGCCAAGCCCCCCAAGAAGCCAGAGGGAAACUUGGAGCCGCAGCUGCUGGGGUCUGGCAUCCACGCCAUGUCCACUUCAGUCCAGAGAGCGGUGGCCAUGUCCUCGGGGGACAUCUCGGGAGCCCGUGGGGCCGUGGAGGGGAUCCUCAUCCAGCAGGUGUUCGAGUCAGGGGGCUCCAAGAAGUGCAUCCAGCUGGGAGGAGAGUUCUACACCCCCAGCAAGUGUGAAGAUCCCGGCAGCCAUGCGAGGAACAAGGCUCGUGGGGGCAGCGGCCUGAAGCCCCCAGGCCGAGCCAAGGGUGCCCAGGGCACUGCCCCCGGUGGAGGCGAGCAGAGAGACCAGCAGGGCAGGGGCGCUGCGCUCUCAGCCCCGCCCAGCGAGCCCCAUCUUCACCAGAAGAACGAGGACGAGUGUGCGGUGUGCCGCGAUGGCGGGGAGCUCAUCUGCUGUGACGGCUGUCCCCGCGCCUUCCACCUGGCCUGCCUGUCCCCGCCACUGCGCGGGGUCCCCAGCGGUCCCUGGAGGUGCUCCUGCUGCCUCCAAGGUCGAGCCCCGCACAGCCUGCCCCCGGCCCCGGAGCUGAGACCGCCAGAGCCCUACACAGACGCCCCGGGCUGGACGCCGGCGCGGUGCGGCGUGUGUGGGGACGGUUCCGAGGUGCUGCGCUGCGCGCUCUGCGCCGCCGCCUUCCACUGGCGCUGCCACUUCCCAGGGGGGCCCGGGGGGCCCGUCCAGCCGGGGUGA
Messenger RNA from Dipodomys ordii (Ord's kangaroo rat), 1239 nucleotides. RefSeq names its product autoimmune regulator (gene Aire). The coding region runs from base 1 to 1239 and encodes 412 amino acids. Lineage: Eukaryota; Metazoa; Chordata; Mammalia; Rodentia; Heteromyidae. Gene Ontology annotation, molecular function: DNA-binding transcription factor activity, RNA polymerase II-specific; translation regulator activity; DNA binding. The record is from RefSeq and is a predicted model, not a curated record. Gene Ontology annotation, biological process: humoral immune response; regulation of transcription by RNA polymerase II. Gene Ontology annotation, cellular component: nucleus; cytoplasm. The transcript is spliced from 10 exons.